AGACAGCCUCUCUGACCAUGGUACUGUGACUGCAGCAGCCCAGAGUGACCAUCACAGCAGACAACCACUCUGACCAUGGUACUGUGACUGCAGCAGCCCAGAGUGACCAUCACAGCAGACAGCCACUCUGACCAUGGUACUGUGACUGCAGCAGCCCAGAGUGACCAUCACAGCAGACAGCCACUCUGACCAUGGUACUGUGACUGCAGCAGGCCAGAAUGACCAUCACAGCAGACAGCCUCUCUGACCAUGGUACUGUGACUGCAGCAGCCCAGAGUGACCAUCACAGCAGACAGCCACUCUGACCAUGGUACUGUGACUGCAGCAGCCCAGAGUGACCAUCACAGCAGACAGCCACUCUGACCAUGGUACUGUGACUGCAGCAGGCCAGAAUGACCAUCACAGCAGACAGCCUCUCUGACCAUGGUACUGUGACUGCAGCAGCCCAGAGUGACCAUCACAGCAGACAACCACUCUGACCAUGGUACUGUGACUGCAGCAGCCCAGAGUGACCAUCACAGCAGACAGCCUCUCUGACCAUGGUACUGUGACUGCAGCAGCCCAGAGUGACCAUCACAGCAGACAGCCACUCUGACCAUGGUAAUGUGACUGCAGCAGCCCAGAGUGACCAUCACAGCAGACAACCACUCUGACCAUGGUACUGUGAUUGCAGCAGGCCAGAGCGACCGUCACAGCAGACAACCACUCUGACCAUGGUACUAUGACUGCAGCAGCCCAGAGUGACCAUCACAGCAGACAGCCACUCUGACCAUGGUACUGUGAUUGCAGCAGGCCAGAGCGACCGUCACAGCAGACAACCAGUCUGACCAUGGUACUGUGACUGCAGCAGGCCAGAGCGACCAUCACAGCAGACAACCAGUCUGACCAUGGUACUGUGACUGCAGCAGGCCAGAGCGACCGCCACAGCAGACAACCACUCUGACCAUGGUACUGUGACUGCAGCAACCCAGAGUGACCAUCACAGCAGACAGCCACUCUGACCAUGGUACUGUGACUGCAGCAACCCAGAGCAACCGUCACAGCAGACAACCACUCUGACCAUGGUACUAUGACUGCAGCAGCCCAGAGUGACCAUCACAGCAGACAGCCACUCUGACCAUGGUACUGUGACUGCAGCAGCCCAGAGUGACCAUCACAGCAGACAGCCACUCUGACCAUGGUACUGUGACUGCAGCAGCCCAGAGUGACCAUCACAGCAGACAGCCACUCUGACCAUGGUACUGUGAUUGCAGCAGGCCAGAGCGACCGUCACAGCAGACAACCAGUCUGACCAUGGUACUGUGACUGCAGCAGGCCAGAGCGACCAUCACAGCAGACAACCAGUCUGACCAUGGUACUGUGACUGCAGCAGGCCAGAGCGACCGCCACAGCAGACAACCACUCUGACCAUGGUACUGUGACUGCAGCAACCCAGAGUGACCAUCACAGCAGACAGCCACUCUGACCAUGGUACUGUGACUGCAGCAACCCAGAGCAACCGUCACAGCAGACAACCACUCUGACCAUGGUACUAUGACUGCAGCAGCCCAGAGUGACCAUCACAGCAGACAGCCACUCUGACCAUGGUACUGUGACUGCAGCAGCCCAGAGUGACCAUCACAGCAGACAGCCACUCUGACCAUGGUACUGUGACUGCAGCAGCCCAGAGUGACCAUCACAGCAGACAGCCACUCUGACCAUGGUACUGUGACUGCAGCAGGCCAGAUUGACCAUCACAGCAGACAGCCUCUCUGACCAUGGUACUGUGACUGCAGCAGCCCAGAGUGACCAUCACAGCAGACAGCCACUCUGACCAUGGUACUGUGACUGCAGCAGCCCAGAGUGACCAUCACAGCAGACAGCCACUCUGACCAUGGUACUGUGACUGCAGCAGGCCAGAAUGACCAUCACAGCAGACAGCCUCUCUGACCAUGGUACUGUGACUGCAGCAGCCCAGAGUGACCAUCACAGCAGACAGCCACUCUGACAAUGGUACUGUGACUGCAGCAGCCCAGAGUGACCGUCACAGCAGACAACCAGUCUGACCAUGGUACUGUACCUGCAGCAGGCCAGAGCAACCGUCACAGCAGACAACCAGUCUGACCAUGGUACUGUACCUGCAGCAGGCCAGAGCAACCGUCACAGCAGACAACCACUCUGACCAUGACUCAUGCUCAUCAUUAAGCUUUAUGGGCUGGCUCAUAGAGACAGAGUGACACACCAUGUCCAAUACACUGCUCUCUCGCUGUUGCUUCAACUGGCUCUGAUGACCGUCCAAUGGGAGUCUGUUAAUCCUCUGAUUGCAGAUGUGCUGGAGGGGAAGAGUGCCAUCCUCCUGGGGAUGAGUCAGUGGAACUCCAACGACCUGGUGGAGCAGAUCGAGACCUUGGGACACAUGGACCGAUCACAAGAGAGCCUCUAUCGCCUGGGGCGUCCUCGCUGUGUCCCUCAGAGCAGCAUUGACGGGUUAGAGGACAUGGAGAAGACCCAGUGUAAGACCCACGUGUUGCUGCUGGUGAUGCAUGGUGGGAACAUCCUGGAUACGGCAGGGGGAGACCCUGGCACCAAGGCUGGCGAUGCUACCACGCUGUCCUCCGUGCUGGAGAAGGUGGCCCGGGCACACUUCCAGGCCGCUGCAGAACAUGUGAUGAUCAAGCUAGUGGCCUGCCCAGCUGUGUGUGCCGAGGCCUUCUCCCUCGUCUCCAAUCUGAACCCGUACAGCUAUGACGAGAGCUGUGUGUCCAGCAGCGUUGACCACCUGCCCCUGGCUGCCCUCCCGCUCCUUGCCAUCGCAGCACCAAACUACCAGGACGCCGUGGCAACUCUCAUCACCCGCACCAACCAGGUCUACCACAGCUUCCUCGAGUCCCAGGACGGACAGGGCUUCACUGGCCAGGUGUGUGUGAUGGGCGACUGUGUGGGAGGUGUGCUGUGCUUCGACGCCCUGUGUUUCAGCAACAGCAGUAGUAGUAGCCAGAGGCAGCAUAGCAGCCCCAGCCACAGCAGCAGCAGGAACAACAGCACUGAGAGCCUCAAGGAUAACCCUGAGGACAGCCCCUGUCACAGCCCCAGCCUGGGCCUCAGCUCCAGUAAGAGGCUGAGUAAGAGCAACAUUGAUAUCUCGGCAAUGCCCAGCGAUGGACACAGCCAGGCCAGACAGCCCCUCAGCAGGAAACAGAGCGACUCGUACGAUGGAGACACAUCUACAGGACAACACAGCUUCUUCAGCAGUCUGAUGCAGGAGGGGGUGGACCUGCGUCCUGGCAGCAGCAGCAGUCUGAUUUUGAACCCAGGGAGGUUUGACUUUGAGGUCUCUGAAUGUUUCCUGCUGGGCUGUCCACUUGGCCUGGUGCUGGCCAUGAGACGUACAGUACUGCCUGCUGUCCAGGUAAGCCAACUCCGUCCUGCCUGCACCCAGAUCUUCAACCUGUUCUACCCCUCGGACCCCUCUGCCUCCAGACUGGAGCCCCUGCUGGAGCCCCUCUUCCACAAGCUGCCCCCCUUCCCCAUGCCACGCUACCAGCGCUACCCCCUGGGAGACGGACGCUGCACACUAAUAGCUGAUGGUAUCCAGAGCCACCCAGAGGUGUUCCUGGAGGCAGAGCCCAGUCCUGGUGCCCCGACCGUGCCCCCUUCCCCUGAAACAGACAGUGGGAGGGGAGGAGGAGGGCGCAGGGCCAGUGUGUCCAGCAUGGACAGUGAGACGUCCUUCUGCUCUGUUGGCCGGAUGAGUAGUAUCAUCACCAACAUUUCCAGUAGCUGGUGGGGCUCUAAGAGAUUGGACUAUUCUCUGUAUUGUCCAGACGUGCUGACCUCCUUCCCCACUGUGGCACUGCCUCAUCUCUUCCAUGCCUCCUACUGGGAGUCCACUGAUGUAGCUGCGUUUGUGCUCCGACAGCUCAUGCGAUGUGACAGUGUGAAGACCCAGGAAGCUGACAGCAAGGACUCAGCCCCCUUCUCUCCAUCUAGCCCACGGGAGAAGUGGCUUCGCAGGAGGACGCCUGUCAAACUGAGGAAUGUGACUGGCAACCACAGGGUGAAUGAUGUCAUCACCACAGAGGAGGGACCACAGACUCUGGUUGGUCGGUUCAUGUACGGCCCCUUGGACAUGGUGACUCUGACUGGAGAGAAGGUGGAUAUUCUCCUGAUGACACAGCCCCAGUCCAGCCGCUGGGUCCACUUUGACACAGAGGUGACCACCAGUAGUGGCAGAGUGGUCUACACAAUUCCCAAGAGCAAGAAGCUGGCCACCGGGGUCUACCCUAUCAAAAUGGUGGUCAAGGGAGAUCAGACGAGUGCGGAGGCCUACCUGACGGUGCUGCCCAGGGGGAUGGAGUGUGUGGUCUUCAGCAUCGAUGGCUCCUUCGCUGCUAGCGUCUCCAUCAUGGGCAGCGACCCUAAAGUCCGUCCCGGAGCUGUGGACGUCGUCAGACACUGGCAGGACCUGGGCUAUCUUAUCAUCUACAUCACAGGGAGGCCAGACAUGCAGAAGCAGCGUGUGGUGUCAUGGCUGUCCCAACACAACUUCCCCCAGGGCAUGAUCUUCUUCUCUGAGGGCCUGGUCCACGACCCACUGAGACAGAAAACCAUCUUCCUCAGGAACCUAGUGCAGGAGUGUCACAUUAAGAUCAACUCAGCCUAUGGCUCCAUGAAGGACAUCUCCGUGUACAACAUGCUGGGUCUGAGUCCUUCCCAGAUUUAUAUUGUGGGCAGGCCUUCCAAGAAGUACCAGAAUCAAUGUCAGUUCCUAAGUGAUGGCUAUGCAGUGCACCUCUCCUCACUGCAGUUUGGCCACCGGGCCAGACCCAAGAAGCUUUCCUCAGUACGCAUGGUCCUGAGGAAAGGCUCCUUUGGCCUCUCUGCCAAACCUGACUUCCUGUGUAAACGCACCCACCUGAGGAGAACCAUGUCUGUCCAACACCCUGAUCCUCCCUGCACCCCCAACCCCAAGCCUGAGCGGGCCCAGAGCCAACCAGAGUCUGACCAGGACCCCGGGGGAGGAGGAGGGGGCGGCGGCCAUGGUGUCUGGGGACGGGCCUCCAUGCACCGUGGAGAAACGACACCCUGACGGACAGAGAGAGAUGGAGGGAUGAUGGAAGAGGAGGAGGACAGGGGUCUCAGUGUCCAGGGUCAAGGGUCAAGUGUCGUCACCUAUAUUGGAUCUUCUGCUGGUAUCAGUUGUGUUAACCUCCUGCUUGGCUGCUUGGCCCUCUACACUUCUUUAACAGCUGCCCUUCUCCACUCCCAGGACUCAGUAGAUGAUGUUCCUCAAGCUUUCUCCUCAUGCUUGAAACAGCCAUGGAUUCAUCCUAAUGCUGUCUCUCAAGCUCAAAUUAUGUCCAACGUGGCAAAAGUUUUUUCAGUGGCAGUGCUAAUGAAUCAAUGUGUUAUCGUUUGUCAAGCUGAGAGAGAGAGACACUUUGGUCAUUUGUAAAAUGGUGCAGAAACAUUUGCUGCAGAAUGUUAGAUCAACACACAGAUGCAACCAGAGUCAUAUGCCAGAAGACUCCCUCUCAUCCCCCACUGGGAAUAGGAACAGGGAAGAUCCUGUUGAAACCUAUGGAGGAAUGUUCUAGCCCAAGCAAUACACCACCAGGAGAUGUUCCAGACAGUGUGUUCAUUGACCUGCUUUGUUGACAGGUGGCAAAGCUACACCGACUGACAAUUAUUCUCUAUGUAAAUAGGACAGACAUCUUGUCCCUCUCUAUGGUCUGUGUCCCCAGGAUUGCUGUGGGGCCUCUGGCUGCUUCACGCUGGGGACAUUAACCUUAUGUUCCUCAGCCCAGCUGACCUGACCUAACCCCACUCCAGCCUCCACCCUAUAGCCAUCCAUCCAUCUCUCCCUCUCUCAUUCAGUCAGUCAUUGAGUCAGAACAUGGCUUCAGACAGCAGCCUGGUAAGGGGUCCAUGGCCACUGGUUGCUCUGACUUGCACUGUACAAGUACUACAGUAUACCGUGGUGCUUGGUGGGCUAUAGUUCUGUGGAAUGCUGUUACUCCUGCUGGCUCAGAUACGAUAGCGGGAUUUUCUUGCUGUUGUGAUCUUAUAUCGGUCCGCAGAUGUUGAACUACAUGUUUUACUCCUUCCCUGUCGAGGUUCUGGGCUCGUAUGAUAUGCUUUCUAAAGCUGUUUGAGGGAAGGCUUGUACUGAAUUGACUGAAAUUGUUUACAGGUUGGUGAUGAGAUAGACACAGCCAUCAGAGUAGUCAUGACGACCUCUCAUGAGGAAUGAUGAAAUCAAUGAUUUGAUUUUGUUAUGGUCAAAAGUCUACGACAUGGACCUGACAGUUGGAAGAGAAUACGUCCUGUUAACAUUAUAUCUUGCAAUAGAUCCUAGCUUUCUAGUCAGGUGAAAUAACAUCAUUCAGAAUGCGAUAGUUAGCAUCCAUUUUAGGAAAGCUACAUCUUGAACUGUGAGGGUCAUUGGGACUAAUGAAGGGGCAUGUCUAUUGAUAUGAGAUACCAUGUCACCUUAUCAUACAUUGUACUAUGGUGGGUUUGGAAAAGAUCUCACCUCUCUGUGCAACACAUAUUUUUCUAUGAUGAAAAACUGUGUGCAGAAAUAUUUUAAAAGUGUGUUUUUUAAACUUUGUUGUUUAAUGUGACUGAUAGUUACUUUUGCCUUAAUAUCUAUUUUGUUGUUGUGUAGAAUAAUGAAAAUGAUAUUACUAACCUAAUUGCUUGACCAAAGUAUGAGUUUGACAUUCAUAAGAAAGUACAUUGUAUCUACUUGAUAUUUUGUCUUGUAUACAUUUGAAGUAUAUGCUGGAAUGGAGUCAUGCUUCAUGUAUGCACUGUGUGUGUGUGUGUGUGUGUGUGUGUGUGUGUGUGUGUGUGUGUGUGUGUGUGUGUGUGUGUGCGUGUGCGUGCGUGCGUGCGUGCGUGCGUGCGUGCGUGCGUGCGUGUACGUUUCUGUAUAAUCAAGUAUUUAUGGUGUAAAUACCUGGAGCUCCAAUGUGCCCCUGAACAUGAAAGUAAAGACCAUGUAUUCUGGAAGGAGAAGUCGAAGGUUGUUCAGUGUUGCCUGUUAAAAGCAGGAGUAUGGUUCAGAUUUAAGAUGAGUGUUUCACCAAGGAUUACACUGGCAGGGUUUUUAUAACUGUCAAGAAAGGGCGAGAGCUUUAGCAAUGCCUCGGGGUUUAGUUUCAAACCCAUUGACUGGAGAAGAAUCUCUGUUGGUUGAAAUCAGAAGCUUUGAAAGAGAGUGUGAGAGAGAGAUAGAGAGAGUUGUUUGCUUUCCUCUUUUGUUUAACCACAUUGAGUAAAACAGCUUUGGGACAGUAUCUAAGCUUACUAAACUAAUGACAGAACAUUAGCUAUAUUUAAAAUAUGAAUGUAAAAAAGUCCCAGUAACUCCAUCCCUAUAAUAAUGUCAAUAACAUACCAGCAACAAUGUCCUGGUCUGGGUGAAUACUGUUGAUAGGAUGAUAUACAGUUUGACUUGUGAUUUGUAUCUUGAUCACGACAAUGUCAUCUGAUCAUUCCCAUCAAUAUAAUGUGUUGUACACGGUAUGAUAAUGUAUUUUCGACGACACUACCAUAGGCGUUGUACACUAAGACAUUUACAAUGAUUCUGAUUUCAGCUGGCCUGUUUCCUAUAAAAUGUGGUGUGAAAGGAAAAAAUAAAUUGCCAAUAUUUUACAUAAUUUCUGUAAAUUAAGUUAUAUUUGUUUAUUGAUUGUCAUGCUAUUCUAUCUUGAGGUAAACUAUAUGGUCAGAGUUGCACUUCUGCAGAAAACCAAUAGAACAUUUUGUUCAGAUUUAAUGUAGUGGAAACAUGUGUUUAUGUGAUAUGGUUUCCUGUAAUUGUGUUCUUGGACUUCAACCAUCUCUCACUAUCUUGUCAGUAAUAAAAAGAAAAAGUGCACAGA
Oncorhynchus keta (chum salmon) is the source of this 7871-nucleotide messenger RNA. RefSeq names its product membrane-associated phosphatidylinositol transfer protein 3-like. Bases 2171 to 5068 code for a protein of 965 amino acids. Lineage: Eukaryota; Metazoa; Chordata; Actinopteri; Salmoniformes; Salmonidae. Gene Ontology annotation, cellular component: cytoplasm. Gene Ontology annotation, biological process: phospholipid transport. Gene Ontology annotation, molecular function: phosphatidylcholine intramembrane carrier activity; phosphatidylinositol binding; phosphatidylinositol transfer activity. The transcript has 19 exons. The record is from RefSeq and is a predicted model, not a curated record.